Messenger RNA from Striga asiatica, 1059 nucleotides. The record is from the annotation of a GenBank genome assembly. NCBI's taxonomy places the organism in Eukaryota, Viridiplantae, Streptophyta, Magnoliopsida, Lamiales, Orobanchaceae.
CGCCCUAAAACGUCGGGCCUACGAAUUUAUCGUAAUAACUGAAAAGGAAAAAGAAAAAGAAAAAAAAAUCGGAGUCCCUCUAGACGAUUCGAGAGGCUAGCGAGAGAAAAAUCUGACUCGGAGGAAUAUCGGAGAUGGCGGUGGAGGGCAGCGCGCCGACUCGCAUAAUGAUUGCGGUGAAUGAGUCAACGAUUAAAGGUUAUCCACACGCAUCGAUAAGCAGUAGGGGAGCAUUCGACUGGACUUUGAAGAAAAUCGUUCGUUCUAAUACCUCUGCUUUCAAAAUUUUGCUUCUUCAUGUUCAAGUGCCUGAUGAAGACGGUUUUGAUGAUAUGGAUAGCAUAUUUGCCUCUCCUGAAGAUUUCAGGAGGAUGAAGCACAGAGACAAGAUAAGAGGGCUUCAUCUAUUGGAGUACUUUGUGCAUCAGUGUCAUGAAAUUGGGGUUGCUUGUGAAGCAUGGGUCAAAAAAGGGGACCCAAAAGAAGUGAUCUGCUAUGAAGUGCAACGUGUCCAGCCAGAUUUUCUUGUUGUUGGAAGCAGGGGACUCGGACCUUUCCAGAAGGUUUUUGUGGGGACUGUGAGUGAAUUUUGUGUGAAGCACGCUGAUUGCCCUGUCAUUGCCAUCAAACGCAGUUCGGCGCAGACCCCUCAGGACCCUGUUGAUGACUGAUUGGUUGUUGCAGCUCAUUUAUAGUCAACUAGAAGUACUUUGUUUACUGUGCUGUAAAUGGAUCAAAUUCGCUCUCCUCAAUUUCACUUGAUUGUUUGUCAAAAGUCAUUGGGAGCUUGUAUAAUGUGAAUCCCUUUCAAACCUACUUUGUCUUCGUGUAUUGCAUCUGGGGUUGCCUUUGCAUUGUAAGUAAUUGCGAAUUAUGAAACCUGUUUUUGCAGUAUGCCUGAGAUUUUUGUCUAUACUGAUGAUCAUUGUUAUGAUUCUGUUUUAUUACAGUAUCAUCCCUGUCAAAUAUGGUUGGUGUGGAAAUUGAAGUAUCUUUAAUGUGUUGAUGCUUCGUAUGGGAACAUUAGAAAUUGUCACGCCCAUCUAGCUGCUGCAUAAU